Molecule: messenger RNA, 2395 nt
Organism: Siniperca chuatsi (mandarin fish)
Lineage: Eukaryota; Metazoa; Chordata; Actinopteri; Centrarchiformes; Sinipercidae
Product: cystathionine gamma-lyase-like
Exons: 13
Coding region: 195-1376 (393 amino acids)
Biological process (GO): transsulfuration
Cellular component (GO): cytoplasm
Molecular function (GO): cystathionine gamma-lyase activity; pyridoxal phosphate binding
Source: RefSeq, a predicted model, not a curated record
GACAUUAAAUGGUUUUCCCCUUUGCAUCGGUAAUGCAUACUCAUCCUAAAAUCACUUUGGUUCACGGCUGGGGAGCGCAUUGUCAUGGAGCAAAAUCACAAACAAGACGAGCAGAGCGACGUGUUCGCCGUCUUCAGCCCGGCGUUUAAAUCGUUCGCCACAGAGGCAAUUCACGUCGGUCAGGAGCCGGAGCAAUGGAAAUCGAUGGCUGUAGUGCCGCCGAUUUCUCUUUCUACCACGUUCAAGCAGAGCGAACCAGGAAACCACGCCAUGGCCUUAUUCGCAGAGAGACGACUACACAAACCCUCUGUUCAAGGCCAUUCGAGCUCCAAGGGUUUGAAUACAGCCGGAGUGGAAACCCUACAAGAAACUGUCUUGAGAAGGCUGUGGCUGCUUUGGAUGGAGCAAAGUAUUGCAUUGCUCUUGCCUCCGGGCUGGCAGCCACAGUCACCAUCACUCACAUGCUCAAGGCAGGUGAUGGGAUCGUCUGCAUGGAUGACGUCUACGGAGGCACAAAUCGCUACUUUCAAAGAAUUGCCACUGAAGUUGGUCUGGAGGUGUCUUUUGCUGACUGUACAAAACCAGAGAGGCUGAAGGCUGCUCUGAAGGCCAACACUAAACUGGUGUGGAUUGAAACGCCCACUAACCCCAUGAUGAAGGUUGUUGACAUUAAGGCCUGUUCUGAGUUGGUCCACGAACACAACAAAGAAAUAGUGGUGGUUGUGGACAACACCUUCAUGUCCGCCUAUUUCCAGCGCCCCUUGGCUUUAGGAGCUGAUAUCUGCAUGUAUUCAGCCACCAAAUACAUGAACGGUCACAGUGAUGUGGUAAUGGGUCUGGUCUCAAUGAACCGGGACGAUCUGUAUGAGCGGCUGAAGUUCCUGCAAAAUGCACUGGGCGGUGUACCGUCUCCCUUUGACUGCUUCCUGUGCAACCGAGGACUGAAGACGCUACACCUGCGGAUGGAGCGGCACUUCAAGAACGCCAUGGCUGCCGCCAAGUUUCUGGAGGCCGAUUCCAGGGUGGAGCGCGUAAUCUUCCCAGGCCUGCCCUCUCACCCCCAGCACGAAGUGAUGAAGAGACAAUGCACUGGAUGUCCGGGGAUGAUCACCUUCUACAUUAAAGGGAAACUCGAGAAUGCCACCACCUUCCUCAGUAACCUCAAAAUGUUUGCAGUAGCUGAGAGUCUUGGUGGUUACGAAAGUUUAGCAGAACAUCCGGCGAUUAUGACUCAUGCGUCAGUGCCAGAAAAAGAGAGGAAUGUCCUGGGGAUCAGUGACACACUGAUCCGGCUCUCUGUGGGACUGGAAGAUGAGGCCGAUAUCAUUGAAGACCUGGAUCAAGCUCUGACUGCUGCUCAUCCAAAGAAGAAGUGAAAUGUCUUCAGGGCGUCCCCGAGGCUCGGGCUGAAGGCCGGAGGUACCGAAAGUAAAUCAUCGCAAAUCAACAUUUGGUACCUCAGUUCAGCGCACAAACUGCAGAGAUUCACCUAUCAGGGAACAACUUAAAGAAUACAAAUCUUGCUAUCUGUGAACAAUUAACACAAAUGUUACAUGCAAAUCUUUUUGAUGCCUAUUUUAACAUCAGUUGUAAUCUUAUUUAUCUUAUGCAGAUUUUGCUUUAUUUGUAUGUGUUUCGUUUUAAUUUAGUUUUGUUUGGAAGGCUUUAAUGGGGCAUAGUCCUUUUUAGUCAAAAUUGAUAUGAACAGUAUGAGUUUCUACAAGAAAAACACCCAACACAGUAAUUUCUGUGUAAUCCUGCUAUAAAAACCUGUGUACUUCAGGUUGCAUUUAUUACAGUUAGUAGAUCUGCAGAUGUAAUCUGUAUUAAUAAUUUCCUGAUUCUAAGUGGCAUAAAAGUUAAUGAAUUCUAAUUAGUCAGACUAACUAGACUCAUACAGGCAAAGCUAAUGUCCAAAAGUCAGAAAAAAUGUUUCUAUAUUUUUCUCUUCACUGUCAACAUCUGCUCAAAGAUUUUAGAGGCACUGCAGAACCAUGUAAAUCCAUGAAUGAAGAACAAACAAUAUCUCCAUUCAAAAAUGAUAAAUAGAAAUGUGCGUAUUUGGUGGCAGAAGCACAAGAAAACUAGAUACCAGUUUUGUUUGACUAGCAGAAUUUCUCAGCAAUGACAAGUGUUUUGUUUUUUUAGUAACAAGUAAAGGCUGUUACAGGAGUAUUUAUCAGAAUACCUUUAUGUAUGUUCUUGAACUCAAGUCAAAGCAUUUGGGCCGAUGGCAAAAGCAAAAUGGACUCACAUGGUUUUUAUCUGUGCAGAGAAAAAGGUCUCAUUCGGGCACUCCCUCUUUCUGCUCAAGCAUACGCUUCAUUUGGGACAGACCACUCGGGCUCAAUGUCAUUUAUGUAACUGACAAAUCCAUUAAAAUCAGUUUGCAGUA